GAACUCCGUCGUUGCUGCUCUGUUCACUUCCGGCGAUCACCCACAGGUUACCGAGCUGUGUGCUAUUUUUUAUGGUAAAGCACUAGAAUUUGAUACACUCCAUGGCCAAGCCUGAGCCGAGAGCUCGCACUGUCCUUGAGCCACUCUCAUACUUCAACCUCUCUGAGCAGUCUCGUGCCCCGGUUAGGUCCCUUGCUAUCUCCAAUGUCUCGGAUUCGGAGUGUCUAAUCUACCUUGGGACUCAGUUUGGAGGGCUGUUUUUGUUCUCUCUAGACCCUAAGGAUCUCAAUGCUGCAUCUGCAUCGGAGCCUUCGAGUAGUCCCUCGGUCCUGCAGAACAUUAAGUUUGUGAGGAACGUUUUGGUUGGAAAUUCGUCGGUGGAUUAUAUACAUGUGUUUGGUGAGAUUGGGAAGGUUUUAGUGCUCUUGGAUGGCUUUUUGUUUUUGGUUGAUUCACUUCUGCUGCAGCCGGCGAAGAAGUUGAGUUUCCUGAGAGGGAUUUCUGUCAUUACGAGGAGGUUAAGAAGUAGUGAAUCAGAGUGUUCGAAUUUGUCAGAAGGUGCUGGCAGUUCAUCAGAGUAUACGAGUACAAGUCAGCGGUUUUUGAAAAAGUUGGGAGGUGGGAUAAGAGCAAAUGGAUUGAAAGUGAAAGAAGCAAUGCAGCACCGGGUGGGAAAUCAUGUCUUUUCUGUCGUGAUUGGUAAAAGAUUGAUAUUGUUAGAGUUUGUUUUGAGUAAUAGAGUAGGUAAGAUUGAUCAAGACGUUGAUGAUGGGUCUUUUGUUAUUCUAAAAGAAAUUCAAUGUAUCGAUGGGGUUAUGGCCAUGGUAUGGCUCAAUGAUUCGAUAAUUGUGAGCACACUCAAUGGGUAUACUUUGUUUUCUUGUGUUACGGGACAAAGUGGUGUGAUAUUUUCGUUACCAGAUGUUUCUAGUCCACCACGGCUUAAAUUGCUGUGUAAAGAAUGGAAUGUUCUCUUGUUGGUGGACAAUGUUGGCAUCAUCGCAAAUGCCCAUGGGCAGCCGGUUGGUGGGAGCUUGGUGUUCCAUCGUGACCCUGAUUCUAUUGGAGAGAUAUCUUCAUAUGUGGUUGUUGCAAAGGAUGGAAAGAUGGAACUGUAUCAUAAGAAAACAGGUAGGUGUGUUCAGAUGGUCACGUUUGGUGGUGAAGGGGUUGGAGGGCCUUGUAUUGUUGCGGAUGAGGAAGAUGGAAGUGGAAAACUUAUUGUCGUUGCAACACCCACCAAGGUUAUUUGCUAUCGGAAGUUACCUUCUGAAGAACAAAUUAAAGAUCUGUUGAGAAAAAAGAACUUCAAGGAAGCCAUCUCCUUAGUGGAGGAGCUUGAGUGUGAAGGCGAAUUAUCAAAAGAUAUGCUGUCAUUUGUUCAUGCUCAAGUGGGUUUUCUCUUACUUUUUGACUUGCAUUUUGAGGAAGCAGUGGAUCACUUUUUGCAGUCUGAGACAAUGCAGCCUUCCGAAGUAUUUCCAUUUAUAAUGAGGGAUCCAAAUCGAUGGUCACUACUGGUUCCUAGAAACCGUUAUUGGGGUUUGCAUCCUCCCCCUGCUCCUCUGGAAGAUGUUGUAGAUGAUGGAUUGAUGGCGAUUCAAAGAGCAAUCUUUCUGAGGAAAGCAGGUGUAGAGACUGUGGUAGAUGAUGCAUUUCUCCUUAAACUGCCAAGCCGAGAUGAUCUAUUGGAGUCAGCCAUUAAGUCAAUUACUAGGUAUUUGGAGGUUUCCCGUGAUAAAGAGUUGACGCCAUCAGUGAGGGAGGGAGUUGACACAUUAUUAAUGUAUUUGUACAGAGCUUUAAAUAAUGUCAAUGAAAUGGAGAAGCUAGUAUCUUCUGCAAAUUCUUGUGUUGUGGAGGAGUUGGAAAGUCUCUUAGAUGACUCUGGGCAUUUGCGAACGCUUGCUUUUCUGUAUUCAAGUAAAGGAAUGAGCUCAAAGGCUCUUGCUAUCUGGCGCAUUUUGGCAAGAAAUUUUUCAUCCGGCCUUUGGAAAGAUCAUUCUUCUGAGAGUAGUUCACAUAGUGUUGGUACAAAUAUUCUCUCUGGUAAAGAGACUGCUGCAGCUGAGGCGUCAAAGAUUCUUGAGGAGUCAUCUGAUUCACAGCUGGUUCUACAACAUCUUGGAUGGGUUGCAGAAAUCAACCAGGUCUUUGCAGUUCAGAUUUUGACAUCGGAGAAAAGAGACAAUCAGCUCCCACCAGAGGAAGUGAUUGCAGCUAUUGAUCCAAAGAAAGUUGAAAUACUUCAAAGGUACCUUCAGUGGUUGAUUGAAGACCAAGAUUCUGAUGACACUCAGUUCCACACAAUAUAUGCUCUCUCACUUGCUAAGUCAGCCAUUGAAUCAUUCGAAGCAGAAAUUAACUCCAGAAUCCUUGAUCCUGUAAGAAGAGAGGAGACGGGCAUUUCUGAAUGUAGCACAAGUGCAAUCUUUCAAAGUCCUGUGCGGGAACGACUCCAGAUUUUUUUACUGUCUUCAGACUUGUAUGACCCAGAGGAAGUUCUCGACUUGAUUGAAGGAUCAGAAUUAUGGUCAGAGAAGGCUAUUCUUUACAAAAAACUAGGGCAAGAGUCACUGGUACUCCAAAUUUUGGCCUUGUUACUUGAUAUGUAUUUGGAUCCACAAGAUGGGAAGGAGCCUAUGUUUAAGGCUGCUGUUCGCCUACUCCACAAUCAUGGGGAAUCAUUGGAUCCUUUGCAAGUCUUGGAGAGAUUGUCCCCAGAUAUGCCCCUUCAACUUGCUUCUGAGACUAUAUUAAGAAUGUUGAGAGCUAGACUUCAUCAUCAUCGUCAAGGACGUAUUGUGCACAAUCUGGCCCGUGCCUUAGAUACCGAUGCAAGUUUAGCAAUAUUAGAGGAAAGAUCAAGGCAUGUGCAGAUCAAUGAUGAAAGCCUUUGUGAUUCUUGUCAUGCACGCCUGGGAACUAAACUUUUUGCAAUGUACCCUGAUGACACCAUAGUCUGUUAUAAGUGUUUUCGUCGCCAGGGUGAAUCUACUUCAGUCACUGGUCGCAACUUUAAACAAGAUGUCCUAGUGAAACCUGGCUGGCUUGUGACCCGGUAAAUCCAGUGAAUUUUGAUAUUAUAAUGAGACAGAAGAAUGAGGCUGCGUGGUCACUGUGUUUAUGCUGUAUCUUGAGGCGUUGGACCAGAACUUUCAGGUAGCGAUUGCUGAAGCGCAUAGGAGGACAAGAGACCAAGUCCCAACCUUCUAGUGUAUUGUUCCAUAGAGGAAAACAAUCUUUACGGAGAGUACAUUGUUCCUUGUUCAGUUGUUUUAUCCUCAUCAAUCCCACCUUUGUAAAAGGAAAAAGAACUGCAAGCAUGAUGUCACGGUUACUGGGUUCAUUUGUGACCUGAUUGAAGCUCUAAAGAAACAUGGUGUCAGAAGUUUGAGAUCCAGCUAACCAUUAUUGCUCUAUGGCACCGUGCAUCUCAAGAUCAGAGAAUAGAACUGUGAGUUUUCAUAACUCUGUUAUAUUGACCAAGAUACUGUAUCUAUAACUGAAGUUGGAGGGAUCAGGACUCUGCAUUGCUCAGUCUGGUAGAUACACUGAGCAUUGAUGUUCGUGUUUACACUCUUCUGUCAUCAGAGUUCUAGUCCCCAUCAUCAGAGGUUAAAAA
Fragaria vesca subsp. vesca is the source of this 3625-nucleotide messenger RNA. RefSeq names its product transforming growth factor-beta receptor-associated protein 1-like. The record is from RefSeq and is a predicted model, not a curated record. NCBI's taxonomy places the organism in Eukaryota, Viridiplantae, Streptophyta, Magnoliopsida, Rosales, Rosaceae. Gene Ontology annotation, cellular component: cytoplasm; membrane. The transcript is spliced from 14 exons. Gene Ontology annotation, biological process: endosomal vesicle fusion; autophagy; intracellular protein transport. The coding region runs from base 102 to 3065 and encodes 987 amino acids.